AGAGGACGGACGUUUGAAGAGCUAGCCCCGACUCCUUGGUAGCCACCGUGGCAGCUUGCAGGAUAAAUGAGUGCUAGCGAAGGUGCAGAGGUUGAUGCCAAAGGCCGCUCCGCGCUGCACCUUGCCGCCCUCUCCUGUGAGAUGGAGGAGGUUGAGCGCCUAGUGACUUCAGGAGCUGAUAUUGAAGCCACAGACAAGAAAGGCUUCACUCCAUUGCAUUUGGCAUCCGAAGUGGGCCACCUGGACGUGGUCGACCGGCUCACGGAAGCCAAGGCAGACUUGGAGGCGAUUGGUGGCUGUUUCAGCCGAACUCCACUGCACUUGGCGGCGGAGAAGGGGCACUGUCAAGUGGUGGACCGACUCCUGGCGGCAAAGGCCGCCGUGGAGGCACAGGACCAGUAUGGCCGCACGCCGCUGCAUCUGGCGGCAGAGAGCGGCCACCCCGCCACGGUGGACCGGCUCGUGGCGGGUGGCGCCACCGUCGACGUGAAGAGCUUCAACGGUCAGACGCCUCUCCAUUUGGCAGCCGAAUACUGUGGCCAUCCCAAAUUGGCGCAGCGGCUCCUGGACGCCGGGGCCGACCUCAAGGCCGACUACCAUGGCGACACCCCUUGGCAAUGCGCCAGAGAGAACCACAAGGACGAUGUGGCCUUCCUUCGCGGUGCCACUCCUGCUGUUGAUGAGGAGGAAGGCUGGUUUCCGCUGCACAGUGCCACUUUUGACAACGACGUGGAGGAGGUCGAGCACCAGCUGGUGGGUGCCAACAUUGAAGACGCAGAUAAAAGAGGCUUCACUCCAUUGCAUUUGGCAUCCGAAGUGGGCCACCUGGACGUGGUCGACCGGCUCACGGAAGCCAAGGCUGACUUGGAAGCGAAGGGCGGCGAGUACAGCUAUACGCCACCGCUGCAUUGUGCGGCGCAGAGUGGCCACCCCGCCACGGUGGAUCGGCUCCUAGCGGCCGGCGCCGCCGUCGACGCGAAGGACAACAAUGGUCAAACGCCCCUCCACUACGCGGCCCACUACGGCCGCUCGGAGGCGGCGCAGCGCCUGGUCGACGCCGGCGCCGACGUCGACGCCCAGGACGUCAUGCGCACAACGCCCUGGGUGUUGGCCAGAGAGACUGGCAAAGCGAGGCAGAUGGCGCCGGUUCUGCGUCCCGUGUAUGUCUCUUCCCUUGGUGGACGCAACGUGCCCUGUGGUCACUGGCCAGAGCGGCGUGUGAUUGAGCUCAAAGAAGAGGCCGAGCAAAAGCUUGGCUGCAAGAUUUGUGAACUCAUCGCCAGCUCUGGCAAGCCUUUGCAGGAGAGGUUGACCCUGGAAGAAGACGGGGUCAACUGCUGGGACCAUAUCACUGCCGUUGCUUUGGUGCCAACAGAUCCUACAGAGUCCACAGACCAUCAUGCUUCUGGACGCCAGUCUGGUGAGUUUGCAGCUGGAGAUGCACGUGGCAGCAACCAGGAGACACAGGGAGGAUAUCUUGGAGCUGUUGGAGCCCUUGGACCUCGGAGCAAGUACGAUUUGCAAGACCCGCAGCAGCUGAUCCGGCUUUUCCUCGACGCAAAGAUUGGCUUGAUGCGGUUGGAAUACUUGCAGGAGAUGCUUGCCGCAGAUCGAAGGUUCCCUCGCAGGCAGGAAGCAGACUUCGAAGUCACGGCUGCAGGCCUUCCUGCCAUCGUUCAACCAUCAGAGUUGCAGAGGGUGGAGAUUGAUGCCGUGGGCAAUAUGAGUAUGUGCAUAAUGGACCCAACACCCCGGAGGGUGACGGUGCUUAUCGUGUCCAUCUCUCACGUUUGGGAGAGCAUGGAGCAUCCAGACCCACAUGGGUUUCAGCUCCACCAGAUUGUCCAAAAAUGCCCCCCCGUCACCUCCACUCGUUCAGUUUGGAUCUUCUACGAUUUUAGCUCGCUUUAUCAGUACGGUGGCCGAACUGACCAGCAAGAGAGAGAUUUCAGAGAAGCUCUGGAGCACAUGCAUACCCUCUACGCUCAUGAGGCGGUCAAGGUCCAGAUAGUGGAAGAGCUCACUCCUGAGACGUGGAAGCGUCCAGGAAUUGUCAAUGCUUUCUCUGAAAAGGCAGGGCGUGUGAUUCCUAUCCCCAUUGACCAACUCACGGCCAAUAUGACACCUUGCCGGCUCCGAGGAUGGUGUCAAGCCGAACGGCAAUGGUCAAGCCUGCGGAUUUCACUAGCAAGUUGCGUUCCAAUGCCGCCGGACCUAUUCCGCCGCAAGAUGGAAGAACAAGGUCUGCGUUUUACUCACCAUGAUGACAAAGAACUUGUUAUGAAGCUCCAAGCUCAGGUCUUUGCAGAGAAGGUCUUGACCACCCGCCAGUUGAUGGCUGAACUCUUGGACAAAGAUGCUCUCGACGGUCUUUGUGAAGCUUUGCCGUUCUACGCAGAUCUAGAUGAGAUCGUAGUUACUGGCAACCUCUUGCCAAGGAAGGCAGCUGUGGCAGUGGCCAAGACCAAUGCGCGAUCCUACCAAAUGGAAUCCUGCGGACUCCAAGAUGAAGAUGUGGAAGAUGUAGUUGCAACACUGCUACAUUGCGACAAGGUCGAAGAGUUGAGGCUAGGACGCAACAACAUUGGGCACAGAGGGCUCCAAGCCUUAGGGGACUUGAGGAAGGCAAAGCCCAACCUCUACAUCGAUGUCCUAGACGAGAGGAAUCUCAGGAAUGCUGAUUUUGCACCUGACAUGAAAGACGAUGCCCAGAUCAACGUUGAGACGCCGAAGAUGAUAUCCGUUGCCAGCCCAGCUCGUGCUGUGCGCGUGUGAAUGCUUAGAUGAGGCCCGGUUCCUAGCACUUAUGGGUCUAGAAAAGAUCCUGGCUUUUUGAGUCCUUGUCACUGAGGAAAAGGAUUCAACAGCCGUAGUAAGUGCUUCCCGUUAGAGGUAGAGGGCGGGUGAGAGAAGUUUCAGAGGCUUGAAUGCUCAAGAUGAAUGAUGCUUCAUGUGAUGUUUACCUUUAAGUAGCACUUUUUCUACACCUUUCUCAAGUCCCAGGGGCUGUCACUCCAAGUCCGGCCACAGUCAUGAUGGUGUUUCAUCUCCAAUCCAAGGCUACCAGCGAGAUGGCUCCCGCUGGUGCUGUUUUGGUCACCUUUGGAAUUCGUGCACGUGUGCACGUGCCGGCAAG
Durusdinium trenchii is the source of this 3136-nucleotide messenger RNA. Lineage: Eukaryota; Dinophyceae; Suessiales; Symbiodiniaceae. The record is from the annotation of a GenBank genome assembly.